CCCUCAUUCUGCAAACGCGAAGAAGAACACACUCUCCAAUCCAAUCGUCCCAAUUCUAGUUCUCCCUAAUUUGUUCCUCAAAUCGUCCCAAUUUCUUCAAAUCAAACACUCUCCAAUCGUUCUCCAAUCAUUCUCCAAUCUCUCCAAUCUCCAAUCGUCCCAAUUUCAUUCGCGGUUUCAUUCUCCAAACCCUAGACGGAACGACGAACCUGCAAACGCUUAAUCGCCUCCAAAUCUCUUCGUUUUCAUUCGGUAAAGGGGUGGAGCUGUUUUCUGUGUUAGGCGGUGGUUGCUGCUCCUACGUGUUGACUGCUGCUGUUUAGGGGCUGGUGUUGCUGUUUUUUGGUGUUGUCCUCUUUGUUUGAAGUUAGAAGGUUCAAUCACGGUCUCAUCUACAGAUACGAUAUGGCUGAUUCAACCGACAACUCUGCUGAAACUAGUCAAAGUAAUAAAAAAAGUGUUAGAGGUCCCACUAUGUUGAAAGCAAUUGAAAACGUUCGUAAAACGGGUAUAAAGAUCCCUCUCCAGUUUGAUCUAGAAACUGGAGAGUGUUAUGGUAACAAUGCCUCCCAUUUUAAGAGUUACGUAGCACUUCUUACUCGAGAAAGAUGCAGUAUUGCGAAAGAGUUGUGGAAACAUAUACCUGAAGGAGUAAAGAAUGCUAUGUGGACAGAUAUUAAGGCUAUUUUUGUUAUACCUGAGUUUGAUGAUGCAAAAAAGAGUGAUCAUUUUAAGAAAAUAUGGUUUCACUAUGCGGGGGAGCGAUGGAAAGAUUUUAAAUCACGGUUGACUAGAACUUAUAUCACAGACCCCAAACCAGAUGACGUUCCUCCAUACGUCAAGUAUCCUUACAUCAAAAAAGAUAUAUGGGAAGAGUUUGUGAAGUAUCGACAGACCUCUGAUUUUAAGGAAAAAAGUCAAAAGGGUAGGGAGAAUCAUGCAAAGAAUGUUUACCCACAUGUAUUAUCCCGUGGCGGGUAUAAGAGGCUCGAGGAGCAGAUGAUCAAUGAAAAGAGACAAUCCUUAUCGAAAGAUAGUUCUGGCUUAACUGAUGAUGAUCGUCAUCCAUCUCCACCGGAACGCUAUGAGACAUGGACGAGAGCACGACAAAAGAAAGGGGGAGAAUUCACAUCUGAGCCUGUAAAAAAAGUUGCUGAGAAAAUUGAGAAAAUUGUUGAAGACUCAAAAAAGGGUGACUUUGUUCCAACGGGACGUCACGAUGUCCUAACAGAAGCCAUUGGAACACCUGAGCAUGGUGGUAGUGUUCGUGGUGUUGGAAAAAAACAUAACAUUACCACUUACUGGGGAAGAUCAAAGGUUUCACGUCAAAGACAAGGUAUAGAUGUCAAAGAGCAACUAGCAGCAUUUAAAGCAGAUUUGGAAGCUAAGUUUGAGGAAAAGUUGGCGCAAGAGCGUAAGAUGAUGCAAGAUUCUCUUAUGGAGACACUAAAGUCCAUGGGUUUAUCCCAAACCUCUGAUACAAAUAAUAGAGUCAUGGUACCUGAAGCUUGUGCUGAACAAGUUGUUGUCACCGGAAGCGCAAAAGGGAGUUGUUCUCCUGCACCGGUCAAGAUGCAAAAUGAACUCAAGGAGGUUAUUGUCACUGAAAGCGCAAAAGGAAGUCGUUCUCCUGCACCGGUAGCAGAGGCUGAAGAUAACAUGGACGAUGUUCAGAAAUUGUUAAUCAUGGUUCUGAAAAAGGGUGAUGAUCAUUUGGAUGUACAAUUAACUCAUUGUUCAAUGUGUACUAAUUUUCUCAUGUCUUGCAAGUGUAUAAGAGAGUUGUUGGUGGGUUUUAUUUGGCUCGACAUGAGUACUCUAAGUGUUUGGUGCUCGUACAUUCAUCGUUUAUGCAUUGAAAACAACACCACAAAUGUAUAUGGAAUUUUGGAACCAAGUUUUCUGAACAUUGUUGGUGAUGCUGGGAAAAAAAGUGAUCAGAGAAUAUCUCAAAGUAAAUGCAAGAAAUACAUCCAGCAUAAGUUAGAAAAUGAAAAGAAAGAGUGUCAAUUAUUACCAUUUAACCAUGGAGGACAUUGGCAGUUGAUAAUACUUUGUCCAAAGAUAAAUACCGUGGUUGUUAUUUGUUCACUACAUUGGAAACUUAAUCCAAUAAUGGAGAAAAUUGUUUCAAGUGUUUUUACGGUUGAUCAAAUGGCGAAUGGCAAUAGAAAGAACAAUACCGUAUGGCUUUAUCCACAAGCGAGGAAACAAUAUAAUUCAAAUGACUGUGGAUACUAUGUAAUGAAAAAUAUGUUGGACAUUGUCACUGCUAAGAUAACUGAUUCUUGGAUGGAGGUAUUUAAUGACCCAAAAGAGUUAACAGCUGAGGAGAUGUAUGAAUUGCGAUUACGUUGGUCAACAUAUUUUUUGUCGUUAUUGGAGGGUUAAGAUUUAUCUGGGUGAUGAGGAAUUGGUUAUUAGCUUUAGUUUGAGUCUUGGAAGCAGAUCAGGUGAUGGAAUUGGUAAUUUGAG
Messenger RNA from Trifolium pratense (red clover), 2475 nucleotides. RefSeq lists its product as uncharacterized. NCBI's taxonomy places the organism in Eukaryota, Viridiplantae, Streptophyta, Magnoliopsida, Fabales, Fabaceae. The coding region runs from base 406 to 2391 and encodes 661 amino acids. Gene Ontology annotation, biological process: proteolysis. The transcript has 12 exons. Gene Ontology annotation, molecular function: cysteine-type peptidase activity. The record is from RefSeq and is a predicted model, not a curated record.